AUGAAACCAGAAACUUUAGUCAAGAAAAUAAUAGAAGCUAUAGAAACAGCUUCACCAACUACAAUAACUUAUAAUGUCAGAGACGAUAUAGAUUUAGAAAGAAUUGAAGCAAAUGCAAAAGAAGGUGGAUUUUUACCUCUCUUUCCUUUAAUAUUUGCUGGUAUUACUGCGGCGGGUGUAGCAACUGGUGGAAUAUCUGCUGCAGUCAAAGCUGCCAACGCAAAGAAAGCUGCUAUUGCAGAAGCUGCUGCUACAAAAGCUGCCCAUGAAAAGAAAACAGCCGAAGAACAUAGACAUAAUUUAAGAAUGGAAAAGUUGGACAAAGGUUCAGGAGUGGGAGAAAUGAUAGGCACAAUAACAGAAUUUGGAAAAAGAUUUGGGGAAGAAACCAAGAAAACUGUUAAACAAGGAUUAAAUAAAUUAGUAGAUAGUAUUGACACGGGAGAAGUCAAAGUCAAACAUAAGGGUAAUGGAAUAUUUUUCAAAAAUAUACACACUGGAGAAGGAAUAUAUCUUUCGAAGUAUAAAGGAGAAGGAGUUAUUUUUGGAACAAAUUAA
This is a messenger RNA of Lottia gigantea (owl limpet), 558 nucleotides long. RefSeq lists its product as hypothetical. The transcript is spliced from 2 exons. NCBI's taxonomy places the organism in Eukaryota, Metazoa, Mollusca, Gastropoda, Lottiidae. The coding region runs from base 1 to 558 and encodes 185 amino acids. The record is from RefSeq and is a predicted model, not a curated record.